Messenger RNA from Oryza brachyantha (malo sina), 1822 nucleotides. RefSeq names its product U1 small nuclear ribonucleoprotein 70 kDa. The transcript has 11 exons. Gene Ontology annotation, biological process: mRNA splicing, via spliceosome. Lineage: Eukaryota; Viridiplantae; Streptophyta; Magnoliopsida; Poales; Poaceae. The record is from RefSeq and is a predicted model, not a curated record. The coding region runs from base 60 to 1478 and encodes 472 amino acids. Gene Ontology annotation, molecular function: mRNA binding; U1 snRNA binding. Gene Ontology annotation, cellular component: U2-type prespliceosome; U1 snRNP; precatalytic spliceosome.
CGCCUCGACUCGAAUCGCUCUUUCUCUCUCUCUCCGCCGCCGCCGCCGCCGCCGCCGCCAUGGGCGACUACGGCAGCGGGAUGAUGCGGGGGAACCCGGACGGCGGGAUGCAGUCGCGCUCCAACAAGGGCCAGCGCGUCAACGUGCAGCAGCUCAAGCUGAUGGGGCAGGGCCACCCGACGGGCCUCACGCCCAACCUCCUCAAGCUCUUCGAGCCGCGCCCGCCGCUCGAGUACAAGCCGCCCGUCGAGAAGCGCAAGUUGCCUGCCUACACUGGUAUGGCACAAUUUGUGUCGCAGUUUGCUGAGUCUGGUGACCCUGAGUACGCACCGCCUGUGCCCACAUGCGAGACCAAGGCUGAAAAGAAGGAUAGGAUUCGCAACAGUAAGCUUGAGCAAGGUGCAGCAAAGGUUGCUGAAGAGCUUCAGAAAUAUGACCCACAGAGUGACCCCAAUGCCACUGGAGAUCCAUACAAAACACUCUUUGUUGCAAGACUCAAUUAUGAGACGUCUGAGCACAGAGUCAAGCGGGAGUUUGAAGCUUAUGGGCCUAUUAAAAGGGUACGGCUUGUGACCGACAAGGAAACAAAUAAACCUAGAGGAUAUGCGUUCAUCGAGUAUAUGCACACCCGGGACAUGAAAAAUGCUUACAAGCAAGCAGAUGGGAGGAAAGUGGACAACAGAAGGGUGCUGGUUGAUGUGGAGCGUGGUAGAACUGUUCCAAAUUGGCGUCCUAGGAGAUUGGGUGGUGGGCUUGGAUCAAGCAGAAUUGGUGGUCAAAAUGCUGAACAGAAGCUCUCCGCUAGGGAGCAGCCGCAUGCUGGACGCCCAAGAUCGGAGGAGCCUAGAAGGGAUGAUCGCCAUGCAGAUAGGGACCGGGAGAAGUCUCGUGAAAGGCCACGGGAAAGAGAACGUGAUGAAAAAACCCGCGAAACCCGUGAACGCUCCCAUGACCGUACUCGGGAGCGUGAUUCAAGAGAAGAUAGACACCACCAUAGGGAUCGGGACAGGACUCGGGACAGGGAACGAGGAAAGGACCGGGAAAGAGAUCAUGGCCGUGACCGUGAGCGUGAUCGUGAUCGUCGUGAUAGAGAUAGGGACAGGGAUCGUGGUCGGGAUUAUGAGAGAGAGCGUGAGCGUGGUCAUGAUCGCCAUCGUGAGAGAGGCAGGGACCGCGAGAGGGAUUAUGAGCAUGCAAGUCACGAACGGGACCGUGGUCACUUGCAUGAGAGAGACGCUGAUUAUGCCAAUGGUGAGCCAAAACAUGACAGAAAUUUAGCUGGUUAUGAUCAAGAAUAUGCCUAUAACUAUGAGCAACACAAAAGCCAUGAUGCUUAUGAGACCGAGCGUUCAAAGCGACAUGAGCAUGAGUACUAUCAGAUGCAACCUAACAACACAGAACCUGAAGGCCCUGAAGAGGGUGAGGCAUAUGAGGAAGGUGACUACCAGUAUCACCAAGCUGAUGAGCACAAUAACUGAAAUUUGUUCGCUGCACUGCUUUAACGGUUCUCGGUGCUCCUCAUUGUUGGCCAAAAAGGCAGAAGGAUGUUUACUUGUGGUUGUCUGGCGCUUCAGCCAUGCGGCUUUGCAAGACUGGAUUUGUAAUACUGGUGUUACUAUUUGUUGUUCCUUUUUUUUCUCUGGGAUUAAGAUAUUUCAGUUUUCGCACACCCCUGCACCUGUAUUGUAUGACAGACGCUAGAAUUUGUUUCAGAUUCAUCCUUUUGCUUCAGUACUCCGUCCGUUCAGGAAGGUUUUGUAAUUCAAGUACAUGGAGUCCAGUUAUUUCGUAUGGAAUUCCAAUAUUGACAUAUCCUUUUUGU